AUGACCGAUCAGGUUUCUGGGUCUUCACUCCCUCAGACCCGGGACCUCGGUCGGCAACACCAAGAAUACCCAUUAGAACAACCAGCACGGCGACACAGCCAUCUUCAUCAUUAUCGCAACGUCCACUCUUCACGUCAACACAACCACCAGCAUCUUCACCACAUUCGUUCUCAAAAGAAUAGGCGAGUUGGUGGGCGCGAUACUUCGGAUGAUGAUUUGCAGGAAAACUCAGACGUCGUUGUCAUUGUCGAGACCAUUUCUGUUCUUCAAGUAACGGAUUUGACUGGUGCGACCAUAAUCAGGACGCUGCCACAUGACUACCCGACUGCACCUGUACUCACUACAAGUUCAACCGAGCCAACUGUCGCUGGUACCACCAACCAACCCUCGCUCACAGACUUCUUCGAUACUACUCCAACCAAUAGUGCUAGCGACGACGGAAAUGGUGCUGCGGACCCGUCGUCAUCAUUCUCUUCGUCAGUCGUAGAAGAACCGACUGUAACAUCCUCGGAUUCUUCUAUGCCUAUCUCGUUUCCCACGUUAUCUUAUGCGCCUAUCACGUCCACUCCUUUGUCUGCGGCCCCUGUCUUUCCUUCACUAAGUGGUCUAUCUAAUUUCACUCUUUCCUCUUCGAGUCUUAGCAACUCGACUGCUUCUUUUCAAUCGUUUACUGUUGAGAGCGUUAGUACCGAGAGCGGCGGUAGUUUUACAGUUUCUGGCAGUUCAUCUAGUAUCCGCUCAGAAACGUCACAUUCGUCACUUUCGUUAUCAACAAAAUCCAUCCCUGGAACGUCUACAACUACGUCCAAGUCAUCUUCUAGUGUAACAUCUUCUACCAUUAGUGUUAAGCCCGACUUCACACCACUCAACGGCAGCGGCGGAAUUGAUUCACCUACCGUCACAGCGAACGGUGGUGACUCUACUGUCAUCCCCCCUGCUACUGACGUCAGUUCUGAAUCCGACAAUGUAUCAGCUGCGACCAUUGCUGGGAGUGUGGUAGGGGCGAUAUCUGGCCUUGCAAUCAUCCUGCUCCUUGCAGCGGCUGUUCUCAGAUGGAAGAAACGCCAAUCUAGCAUGAACCUCAUACAGGCUUCAGGAAACGAUCGAGGAUACGGUGCUACGAUGACUGGAAGUGGAGGCUCGACUGGCGGCGGUGGUAUGUCUCAACGUCUGUCUAUCCCAUUCGCUAUUCCUGCGGCGCUGGCCAAGUUGUCAGGCCAGAGUCGCUUUUCAAGGAGCACGGUAUCAUCUGACGGAGGAGAGAAGGGGUUUGCGAAGAUAUCUGGACGAAAAUUGCCUCCCGUCUUGCAGUUUGGUGGCGAUGGUUAUACGGAUCCGAGAGCAACUAUGAUGAGUGAUCAAUCGAUCGACUAUAGAGCCUCACAGAAUUUCUUUGGAGAGGCCCCCCUUUCGAGAUUGGCGGUUGGUGCCCCGAUGUUACAUGAGACGAGUAUCCCUGUUUUCCAUGCAAGCCCGGCCCGGACGGCGGUUGAGACACCCGGCUCGUUUAGUGAUCCGUUCUCCGAUGAUAAUAUUAUUGAAUCUCCGACGUUACCCCCAGACCCAUUGGGGCGUUCACAGCCGUCUCAUGACAGAUCGACACGAUCCCAUGGGUCCUUUUCCAGAUUUACUGAGGAUAUUUGA
Messenger RNA from Xylaria bambusicola, 1644 nucleotides. RefSeq lists its product as uncharacterized. NCBI's taxonomy places the organism in Eukaryota, Fungi, Ascomycota, Sordariomycetes, Xylariales, Xylariaceae. The transcript has 2 exons. The coding region runs from base 1 to 1644 and encodes 547 amino acids. The record is from RefSeq and is a predicted model, not a curated record.